This is a messenger RNA of Cydia strobilella, 3776 nucleotides long. RefSeq names its product breast cancer metastasis-suppressor 1-like protein (gene Brms1). Gene Ontology annotation, cellular component: Sin3-type complex. Gene Ontology annotation, biological process: negative regulation of transcription by RNA polymerase II. Gene Ontology annotation, molecular function: histone deacetylase binding. The transcript has 5 exons. The record is from RefSeq and is a predicted model, not a curated record. Lineage: Eukaryota; Metazoa; Arthropoda; Insecta; Lepidoptera; Tortricidae. Bases 113 to 790 code for a protein of 225 amino acids.
UUGGCAAUUUGGCAUCUAAAGGGAGCGAAAACAGCCAAAUCACAGAAAAAUCUGGCCUACUUUUUGAAAAAAACUUUUUACUGCGCGUGACCACAUUUUGAACUCGUGCAAAAUGCCCUCAAUGAAAGUGGAAGGUGACAGUGACGGGGAUGGUGAUUUGUCUGGUGGUGAAACUGAGAGGUCCGGCGGAUCCUCCCGGGGUCCCGACAGGGACUCCAGUGCUGAAGAGGCAGACGAGCCUGAUUCCGAUGACUCCUCCGAGAUGGAUGAAAGCGAGUGCGAGCGCCGGAGAAACGAGUGCCUGGACAAUUUAGCAAACCUCGAGCGUCAGUUCACCGUGCUACGCGAGCAGUUGUACUCGGAGCGCAUGAAGCAUGUGGAGUACCAGCUCACCGAGGUCAGGGGCGGGCGCUCGCAGGAGUACCUCGGGCCUCUGCGGCGUCUGCAGGACAACAUGAGAGUCAGGAUCGAGGUAGCGGGCAUCCUGAAGCAGAUGCGUAUAGAAAACAUCAAACACAAGUACGAGGCGGAGGAGCAGGCGGCCCAGCAGCAUUUUAAGAGUGAAAAAUGGCUGAGCUUCGAGUCGCUGAAAGAGGAGAUCCUCGAGAAAAUUCGUCGGCUAGAGGAAGAACGUCACACCGUCGACCUCUGGUCCACGGCGCCCGAGUGGGGUCGCAAGCGGCGUCGGCGUCAAGUCGCCGUGUCACCCCCAUACGUAGUCUACAUGCUCCCAGAUGCCGAUAUCAUGGAAGACUGGCGACAAAUCAGAAAACUCCUUGAGAGAGAGUAGAACGACGCGGCUAGCACACCUGCCCGUGCCCGUGGGCGACAGCGCCACGCUCUUCGCGCGCUGAGAAGGAAGUGAUCGCGGUUAGUUGUGCUAGCCCUAUAGGAUAAUACAUAGAAUCGUCUUGGAAGACCAUAAAAUCAACAUGUUUCUGCGGGCCGUUUUUCGACAUUUGAACUUUCAAAAUGGUUGUAGGAGAUCAAAAAAUUUGCAAUAACACGACCGUGAUCACUCGCUAAAUAGAAAGUAAUGUUGUGAAAGCUUACCUUAUCUAUAAGGUUAGGUCAAGGUAGGUAAGGUUAGGUUAGGUUUGAAGUUAUCCAUAAAACUUCCUUUUCCCAGUUUGUAACUUUUUGAGUUUUAGCAAAACAAGCAUAAUAUUGUACUUGUUGGACGAUAAUUCGUGGAGCAUUCCGUUACUUCGAAUUGUCAAAUAUACUCUGGCAAGCCAACUUUAGCAGAAACCUCUUUUCUACCUUAGUAGAAAAGGACACGAAACAUCAUUUUCCGCCGUUUUCUACUGACAGAGAUACAAUUGUCUUUGUUAGAAAGCAGAAAAGGACACAUAAAAUUUCCAGAUUAGAUUAUCGUGUUAAUGGUUUAUGGUCCCUUGAUUAAAUUCUAUUUCGUUAUUUGAUUAUGAUUACACUAUUGGACUAAUAAUAAAUUUGGAUUAUGGUUUUAUCUCCGGUCAAGUUUACAGAUGUCAAGAAAAACGAUGGUUGAAACGUCGAAAAACGAACCUCGCGUUCAUGUGGUAUUUUUCGGUAAGAACAUGCAAUAAUAUUAAAUCACAUUUACAAACGGGUCUAUCGCGAAUUUAUUUUGUUACCUUUAUUUACCGACGUUUCGAUACAGGUUUCACUGGUCGUGGUCGCGGCUAACUGACUUAAUAUGAAUGUGAUUUAAUAUGUGUUCAAACCGCGAAAGUUUUAAAUGUAACAUGCAAUAAUAUCUAACACAACGAGAAGCUCAAAUUUAUUUGACAUAAUCUUAUUUAUUUAUAUAUUUUUGGAGACUUAGUUGUGUUAGAUUUUAAUGCAAGUGACUGUACUUAUUUUCUUAAAUGAGUAAUGAAUGAUUAAGGACUUUGUUGUAUGUGUAUUUAUUUCAGGAGUGUUUAUUGAUAUUGCGUAAAUCAGAUUUUUUGUUGUUGUCAAAGGCUUACUCAAUCAGAUGCACACUUAAUUUUUCACUUUAUUUAUCAGGGGGAUGAAAAUAGGCUGGGGAGGUGGGGUGGGCUAGCGUAGAUUAGCACAGGCAGUCUGAGCAAAGCAGUUAAAAAUCAAAACGAAGAAAUCUGUUAUGUUUGAAUAAUUUUCGCAUUCUAUUAAUUCAUCCAUACUCGUUGUUAAACAUGAGCUUGUCUUGUUUCUUUCUCUUUCGGUGAGCGGGAGCUCGUUAGCACGUGCACAUUUCUCGCUUGCCCAGGUGCGACGUACGACUAUAGACAACUUGUACAAUUUGUCACAAGGUAAGCGCUUCAAUUUUGGAACGCCUAACAUAUCUUGAGUUAUAAAUCAUUGUUCAAGAUAUAAUGGCUAGUGGCGUAGCGUGAACUAAUCUAGCCGUGGGCGAAAUCGCAUCUGUGAGACCCCUUUCUUUCACUGUGCCCGAAGGCACUUUUUGGGCGCGAGUCCGUGGGCGAUGGCCCGCUUCGCCUACGCCUAGCUACGCCACUAAUAAUGGCAAUGAAAGGGGAUACUGAUCUGAGACAUUUCUCACUUUACUGCCUUCCUACCAUAUGUAAUAUACCGGUUUUAAUGUUAACCACCGACCAUACUUUGCGUAGUGACUUUUUAGGUCAUACUGAACAACUUUUAUUAUGGGACCGAUGCCGAAAUCGCACAAAAAAAUUGGCUGUUUCAUACAUCCCGACUGUGAUGCCACUGAUUUCUAUGGGGCAGACAAAUUUUUUUUUCGCAAUUUCGGCAUUGGUUCCAUAACAAAAACUGUUCAGUAUGACCUAUAAAGUCACUCACACACACAGUUAAAAUUUCACCGUGUAUAUCCUCAUAAUUCAGACCAGUUUUGUCGUCAUAAGCCGUUUGGAAUUUUAAGUUCAAGAUUUUAAGAUUUUUUUUAAAUUGAAAACGCACCGGAUUUUUGCUACCUAUUUUUUUUAUCGUUUCAACAAGCAGCCUAUGCCACCCGAGUCGGAAAAACGAAUCUAUUGACAUCCCAUGUGUAAUUAUUUCAGAGAUUUUCAGCUUUAUAAUCUGUUUAUUGUGUCAAUUUUGUAUUACAUAUUAUCAGGCAUCGUAAACUGCGAGCGAAAUCCAUUAAAGUACUAGGGUUUUCAUACGUCUAACUGGUUGUCUUACGUCAUUUUAAUGGAUUUCGCUCGCAGUUUACGAUGCCUGCAUAUUAUACACCGAUACAUGCUCAAUUAUUUUAUUAUUCGUAAAUCGUUGUAAUAUUGUUUCAUUAUGUGAUUCUGAUUAGACAAAAUGCAUCAAUAUGCCCUUGUAGAUUGUAGAAUAAUUUGGUAUACCACAAACCACAAAUGAUAACUUAUUUUUAUAAAUAGUAUGUCAAUAAGAUAAUAAGCCGUCAAAAUGCGACAUGGCAUCCCACUGACGAAAUCAUUGACCCUGGCAGGUACAGUCAACGUUAAAAGAUAUAUUUACACUUUUGAAUUUUACUUUUAAGGCGAGAUAUGUAAACAUAUCUUUGACGUCUGUACAAUCAUCUAUGCUAAAACAUUACUUUGUCAUCUGCGGUAGGUAGUUGGGUAAAGUUUAGUGUUGUAUUAUAAGCAAUUAAGCUCAGAUUUUGUUGUGAUAUCGUGUCGUAAAGUUGGAUAAAGUUAUUAAGUAAAUAGAUUUUACAAGGUUACAAGUGUUAGUACCUACAUAGGCCAAUCCUUUUUUAAAUAAAUCAAGUUUUCUAUGAUGAUUGUUACCCUUAAUUCGAAGGAAAUCUACUGUGUUUUGUAAAAUUAGUAAUUAUAAUUAAGAUGUGAAAGAGUUGCAUUUAAUUCUGAAUA